UAUAUUUAAUAUUUAUUGUUAAAUAAAUGGGUGCUUAUUAUGGUUGUAUUGUACCUAUAAUAUACCUGAAACUAAUAUAGGCUUACCAAAUUAUUCAGAAUAAUCUGAAUUAUUACACAGUGAAUUAAAACCCACAAUUUGUACCUGAGAUUUUCUGUUUCUGCUAGGCAUGCAUGCGUGAUAAAUGACAACAUUGCAUUAUAUAUCUCUGCAAAACUGGUGCAUAAUUGUAUUAUCUGAGCAGGUUUAGUCUUUGCUUCCACGAGGAGUAUGUCGCCGCGUGCGGGGGCACGCCCCUGAGCACGAGAGAUAAAUGGUAAGAUCCUCUAGCUAGUGAGUUACAAGUUACGGUCAUCCUCAGCUCGCGCAUGACACGUUUCAACUCUGAAGGCAGUUGCGUUAUCUCCAGGUCCAUUUAGAGAACCACUACAUCGAGUCUCCUCAGUCGUAGUUUUCUCCACUACAUCCUCAUCCUCCAGCUCAACAUGUCCACCGGCUCCAUCAGCGAUGUGGAUGAAUUUCACGAGUCUGAGCUGCUGGAUGGUCUUUUGAAAUUCGGUUCAGGUAAAGACCCGGGGACAUCAAACGAGAGCACGGAGGACAGCUCCAACUGCGAAGGGGCAUCGAUUACAGAAUGUACGGGAAAGAGACGCAAAUCAGCCGCCAUGCGCAAAUCAGCGCCCAAUGGUGUGGCCCAAGAGGGCAAGCAGGUCCAGAGGAACGCGGCGAACGCGCGCGAGAGAGCGAGGAUGCGCGUACUGAGCAAAGCCUUUUCCCGGUUGAAGACGACUUUACCGUGGGUUCCACCGGACACCAAACUCUCCAAGCUGGACACCCUGCGACUGGCCUCCAGCUACAUCGCGCACCUGCGACAGAUACUCGCCAAUGACAAAUACGAGAAUGGUUACAUACAUCCGGUCAACCUGACGUGGCCGUUUAUGGUGGCGGGAAAACCAGAAAAUGAACUUAAAGAAAUGCUGAAUUCAACACGUUUAUGUGGGACUACAGCUUCCUGAGACACCAGAUGGACUUAAAACAUGGACCUAUUUUAAAUAUUUUAGUUAAAAAAGAAUAACAUGUCAUCUCCUAUCCAAACACACGAGUGGGAAUAACUGGGGACAACAUCCUCACUCGCAUUCCUGUAAAGAGAAAUUGAUAUCUAUUUAAAUAUUCACACUUAGGCCUUGCGGGUUCAAGGCAACGAUGUGUGAUUUUUAUUCAGCUGUUUUCAUAAAAAUUAUGUCAUCACUUUUUUUUAUAAAAAAAAAACAAACAAACAAAAAAAACACAACAAAUCAUUAUACACACAGGGCUUUGUUGAUAUGGCGCGCGACAUCACGUGCCUUUGCUGUUGCCAUUAGAAUAAUUGUAAAUAAAAAAUACUGAUGUUAUAGUUUCAAACGA
Molecule: messenger RNA, 1404 nt
Organism: Megalobrama amblycephala (Wuchang bream)
Lineage: Eukaryota; Metazoa; Chordata; Actinopteri; Cypriniformes; Xenocyprididae
Gene: tcf21
Product: transcription factor 21
Exons: 2
Coding region: 486-1016 (176 amino acids)
Biological process (GO): developmental process; regulation of transcription by RNA polymerase II
Molecular function (GO): protein dimerization activity; DNA-binding transcription factor activity, RNA polymerase II-specific; RNA polymerase II transcription regulatory region sequence-specific DNA binding
Source: RefSeq, a predicted model, not a curated record